Phodopus roborovskii (desert hamster) is the source of this 5944-nucleotide messenger RNA. It is a transcript of the gene Adprm, whose product is annotated as ADP-ribose/CDP-alcohol diphosphatase, manganese dependent. Bases 135 to 1163 code for a protein of 342 amino acids. Gene Ontology annotation, molecular function: ADP-ribose diphosphatase activity; CDP-glycerol diphosphatase activity; 2',3'-cyclic-nucleotide 2'-phosphodiesterase activity. Lineage: Eukaryota; Metazoa; Chordata; Mammalia; Rodentia; Cricetidae. The transcript has 5 exons. The record is from RefSeq and is a predicted model, not a curated record.
GCACUUUAACGGUGGCAUAGGUUCUCUGUGUGCUGUUGAUAGACUAUCGGGGCCAUCGGUGUGACUGUCCUCAACUUUUGGAAGAAGUGUAGACCUGAUUAUAUACUGCUUUUUUAGAAGCCUGCUUGGAGAUUAUGGCUGAAAAGUUGGACCCCGAAGCCCUGGCUGAUGGUUCAGAGCCACUUUUUUCCUUUGGAGUUAUAGCAGAUAUUCAAUAUGCUGACUUAGAAGAUGGAUUCAAUUAUCAAAGAAGCAGGCGGAGGUACUACCGACACAGUCUUGUUCACCUACAGGGUGCCAUUGAAGACUGGAAUAAAGAGACAAGCCUGCCCUGCUGUGUCCUACAGCUCGGAGACAUCAUCGAUGGCUACAAUGCACAGUAUAAAGUAUCAGAAAAGUCUCUAGAACUUGUCAUGAACACAUUCCAAAUGCUUAAAGUCCCAGUUCACCACACAUGGGGAAACCAUGAGUUCUAUAACUUCAGUAGAGACUUCUUAGUGAACUCUAAACUUAACAGCAAGUUUCUAGAAGACCGAAUUGUACAGCAUCCUGAGACCAUGCCAUCAGAGAACUAUUAUGCUUAUCACUUUGUACCAUUUCCUAAAUUCCGGUUUGUUUUACUUGAUGCUUAUGACCUGAGUGUCUUGGGCAUAGAUCAGUCUUCUCCAAAAUAUGAGCAGUGUAUGAAGAUGCUGAGGGAGCACAACCCAAAUGUGGAGUUAAAUAGUCCCCAAGGACUUUCUGAGCCCCAGUAUGUCCAGUUCAAUGGAGGAUUCAGCCAAGAACAGCUGAACUGGUUGAAUGAAGUUCUUACAUUCUCUGACCUGAACCAGGAAAAGGUGGUGAUUGUGAGCCAUCUUCCCAUUUACCCAGAGGCCUCUGACAGCGUGUGCCUGGCUUGGAACUACAUGGAUGCGCUGUCAAUCAUAUGGUCUCACAAGUGUGUGGUGUGUUUCCUUGCUGGUCACACACAUGAUGGUGGCUACUCUGAGGAUCCUUUUGGUGUGCACCACGUCAACCUUGAGGGAGUUAUUGAAACAGCUCCAGAUAGCCAGGCCUUCGGCACAGUUCAUGUCUACCCUGACAAAAUGCUGCUGAAAGGGAGAGGCAGAGUCCCAGACAGAAUUAUGAAUUACAAGAGGGAACAAGCUUUGUGUUUUUAGGCUCAUUAUCUUGUCUGUCUUUGUAGAAAGAGAAUGGCAUUGUUUUUUGUUUUACUCCAUUACAUACAAAGUUCAAUUCUCACUGGGUAUGGUGGCUCACACCUUUAAUCCCAGCAUUUAAGAGGCAGAGGCAGGCAAAUCUCUCAGUUCGAGGCCAGCCUGGUCUACAGAGUGAGUUCCAGGACAGCCAGGACUAUUACAUAGAGAAACCCUGCCUCAAAAAAGACAAUUAAAUUCUCAGUCCAAGUGUUAGUAUUGUUUGUGUACAAAGUUCAUUUGUGGCUUGAGUAUGUAUGAGUGAAGAUAAAAUUCAGAAAUGUUGUUUUUGAAUAAAACAUUCAAGUGCUGACAGCUAGAAGUAAAGCAAACCAGGAAGGGGACUUAAGGGCGUGUAGUCUCAUGAGGGACUGUGUUUAGCCUAAUUUGAAUUUCCUCCCUUUUGUAUAAGGAGAAUGUGCUCUUGUGUGAACUCUAGCACUUAGUACAUGGGAGUCUGCUGCGCUUCCCCAAUGUGUGGGUUUGCUUUGGACCGUUGUGGUUCAGAGCACCUAUACUCACAUAAAGGUGACAUUACUGUUCUGUGAAUUAAAACUGAACUUAUUUCAGGUGAAGGCAUGGCAUUUUCAUCCCAGAAAGAGCCUGCAGGGAAUUGCCAUGUGACACUAGGAUCACACGCUGAGUGCUGACUAGCCUGCUCUGUUUUAAAUACCCAGGACAGGGGAUCACAGUGUAGAAAAUCAUUUUUGACUUCUUCUCUGGACAAAUGGAGCCCACUCCACUGUUGUUUGUGUCAAGGCUUAGCUGCAGAAAGUCUUGACAGCAAACAGACCAUUGAAGAGUAGAGUUUGAUUCAGGGCUGAAAAACAGAAAUACUAAUCAGCAUAAUUAUCAUGUGCAGCUUCUACCAGAAAACAGGUACAUUAGUUUCUUUGACUGCCCCAGUGAAUUCUCCAGUGAGGCUGAAAACAAAGUGUUGGGGUGGCCAUAUCCAGUGGGAAGCUCUGGGCAGAUCCUCUUCCUUGAUACCAGCCGCUCAAGAUGCUCUUUGGCAUCACUUGACCAUCUGGGUAGUCUAAGUGCCUGCCCGUGUCAGGGUUCAUGACCUCAUUUGUAAAGUUCAUCUCACCAUGUAAGGCUGAACAGGGAUCGUGACUUUACCCAGCCAGCCACAGCAUGGCUGUUAUGUGUUCUGUGUACACUCAAGUCACCAGGAUAGAGGAAAACAUACAAAUACAAGUACAAAUGUGAGGAAUUGCCCACCACAUAUAAAAGGACAAAGAAUGUCGAAGACUUGAAUUUCAUUUGAAGAGAUUAGGGAUGACGGGGAGAAAAGAAGAAAAAUGGUUUAGAUGAGUGGGGAAGGCCAGUGAGUGUGGGAGGAGAGUUAAACUGUAGGAGGAACUCUUGGUUUCUGAGCUGUGGAUGUGUGUCUAGAGAGUAAACUGACGGGCAGGCAUAGGAAAAGGGAGAAGAUUGUGGGGUCCUUGGGAGACAUCCUGAGAACUAGAAUGUUAAAUCUGCUGUUGAUUCUUAAUCCCAAUAGAAACAGUGGAGUAUACCUUCACCCCUCCAAAGCUGUGCAUGUGCCAGUGGCUGUCAUCUAGUAUCAUGGCUGCCCUUUUGCUUCUGUUGAAGACCAAGAAGUUCAUCCUGUACCAUUCAGACCAAUAGGUCAAAACUAAGCAUAACUAGCGAAAUCUAGAAAUAGCAAGGUGCAGGGAAGAUUCCAAGCCAAAGCCCUGGGCCCAGUAUUGGUUAUAGGGAAGACAAGACAACCACUGCCCAGUGGCUUUUGGAAGUCCUGGUCUGGAAGUGCCCCUGAUAAACUACAAGUCUCACUGUGUUGAGAUCAUUCAUUCCUUCCCCCAAGAGCCACAAGACCCUUGAAGAGAGAACAGCAUAUCUGGCCAGCAAAGAAAAUGAAUUAACAGUUCACAGGCACAUCUUAUUUAUACUGAAAUAAAACAGUAAAUGCUUAAGGUAGAGGAAGUUUAGCCUGCCAUGUUGGCUAGCCUGACCUACAUGGACCCCGCCUGAAAAAAAAGUAAAUAAAAAUCAUUCCAUUGCUAAGGACCAAAGCCAAGUACAGACCAAAAGUUAGUGUCUUCCAUGCUUCUCUGAGGGUGCAAAAGGUACUAUGAACAUUUACAGCCAUACUGGUCUGAUAGAGGGACUUAAAAUACUCUAUAUAUUUUGAACAUAUGAGUCAUUUACACAGAAGUCAAGCAUGAUUUGGAGGAUCGAUAAGGCCUAUAUCGAAUUUUCAAAUGGAUUGGGUUCGUUAUAACUAAUUCCAAAGAAGAUGUGCAAGCUGUAAAGAACAUGUAGGCUAAAGGGACACUGGGAAACUCAACGCUUUGAUAUGUAUUUUAUUGACUCAAAGUGCACUGUAAUCGAUUUAAUAUCAAUUUACUUUUUUCCUUGAUAAUCUGACUUCAGUGGCCAGUUUUUGAAAAGAAAUAUUCCUUUAGCAUUUACAGAGUACCAUUUCAUUAUAGGGUAUAAAAUUUUAUCAGACUCAUUCUCAUUCCUUUGGCUUGAUAGGCACUGAUUCUAUCUAUUUAAGAAGCAUUUCUUAAAUUUCCUGAAAUGAUAUCUUACGUCUUUUCUGUUGUUGAGACAAAACACCAUGACCAAGGCAACUCAUCUAAGAAAGCAUUUAAUUUGGGACAUAGGGUUCUAGAGCCAUGGUUCCCAACUUUCCUAAUGCUGCAACCCUUUAAUACAGUUUCUCAUGUUGUGACCCCCAAGCAUAAAAUUAUCUUCAUUGCUACUUCAUUAACUGUAAUUUUGCUACUGUUGUGAAUUGUAAUGUAAAUAUCUGAUAUGCAGAUGGUUCCUCGUGACCCCUAUGAAAGGGCCAUUCAACACCCAAAGGGGUUGCAAACCACAGUUUGAAAACUUCCAGAGGGUUAGAGCCCAUGAUGGCAGAACAAAGGCACAGUGGCAUGAAUGGCAGAGAGCUUAAAUCUUGUUCCAAAAUGAGGAGGAGAGAGGCACUGGGAAUGCCCUCAAAUCUCAACCCCAGGAGGCCACACAUUUUAGCCUACCCACACAGAUUGUCUCCUGAGGACCAAGUAUUCAGGCAUAUGGGGGCCAUGCUAAUCCAAACCACUCAUGUGGUUACAGAGUUUAAUUCCAGCCUAGAUAAACUUCCCAUCCAGAUAUCUAAUGCACCAUGUGAGCUAAUUAAAUAAUCUAACACACUCAACAUUUACAAGUAAAAACAUUUUAUUUAGCCUAAUUUAUCUCAAAAUACUUUUCAGCAUACAAUCAGUAUAAAAUGUAUUCUGUGUUUAUGUCUAAACUAUAUGUUUUGCACUGAACAUAUCCACCUGACUUAACGAUUGCAAAUACUUCAUCUGUAAAUAACACAUGCACAAAUGCUUGAGGACACACACACAAAACACAUAUGUCAUUCCAAACACACUUAACCUUUUUUCUGGCAAUUGAGUAUCUGCUUCUAAAAGUACAAAAGUUAAGAAUGUAUUUCUCUGGACACCCUGCCCACAAGUUAAGUGGUCAGUAACAACACAUGGCUUCUCUGUUGGGUUUUGUUGCUCUACAGUGUCCUGAGUAUGGUUGUAUAGAUAUUCAUUAAAACAACGUACAGGCAUACAUAUAUAGAGAUUUCUUCUUUUCCACUGAGAAUAAGAAAUUAUGAUUAAUAGUCUCUAUUCUUUUUUUCUGUAUUCCAAAUUCGUCUUUUCUAAACUUUAAUUUCUAUGGUUUUCCUACUUUCAUUGCAAGACAAACAUCAUUUGGCUCACCUGUUCUAGAGUUUUUCUUACUUUGUGUCACUGAGCCAGGUAACUAUACUGGACUUAGUUUGGGGUUGCAAUCUUUUCUUUCUUUUCUUGACUUUACCUCCGUGUCAGCAUAUUUAUUACCCAACCUCUGCCAACACCCCCCCCCUCCCCCCCGGUCAAAUAGAGCCCUUUGGAAUCCGCACACACUGUCUUCUCAGAGUGCCUUCACAUUGGUUUGGUUUUGGUAACUAAGGGUGUCUGACAUCCUGGUUUUGCCCCACUCCCAACCCCCUCAUAAAGGGUGAAAGCUAAAUUCAAACUCAAAUUUCUGAUCAUGGCCUGUUCUACUCCUGUCAGAGAAGAGACCUUUGGAGAAUCAGGCCUUAAUCUUACCUGCCCUGUUCACAGUCUUUCAUCAUGUUGUAGGCAGCCUUGUUAAAUUCUGAAGAGUUUAAAUCAUCUCUAGGAUUCACUCAGAUGUCUUGAAACAAACCAGGAAACUGCCCUGUUUCCUGGUUUAUUUAUACUCUAAUGUGUAUAAAAUACUGAAAAUACUCAUUUCAUCAUUGAAUUCAUCUAAAUGACUGUCUUGCAGUGAGUCGGCCAGGAGGACCGCAUCUCCUUGUUUAUGUAUACAUAAACCCAUGAAAUGAGUGGGAGAAGAGUGAUCCCAACAGCAAUAGCCAAGUGCAUUCUUCCACCAACUGGAUUCCUAUCAAAAUAAAAAUUAUUGUAAAGUCCAAGAAAACAAAUUGCUUUGGAAAUACGCAUCAAGUUUGAAUCGGAAUCUCUCCCUUCCUGAGACUGACUGUUCAAGACAGGGUCCUGCUGAGUAGCCCUUGCUGGUCUUAUAUUUGUUAUGUACCUCAGGCUGGCCUUGAACUCCUCAACCCAAGUGUUGGUAUAAGAAGAUGUAGCACCCUGUUCAGCUUUUCCCAAGGUCUUGAAGACACUUGCUUUCUCUGGAAAUUUUGUUGUUUGAAGUUUUUUUUUUUUUUUUUCAUGACAAUAAAAUCUUUAAAGAUUUUGCUA